UGGCACUCGGGAUAGGUGGGAGAGCCUGGCACGGCUGCAGAGACACAUACACGCGCACACUCGUGCGGAAGCAGAGGAGCGCCGGGUGAUACGGUUCCUAUAAAUCUGCUGUAGUCCACCUCCCAUUUAAGGCGACCUCCCCCCUUAUGCCUGUUCUCAGAUAAGAGAUGCAGCAGCUUACUUCGAUUGGGAGCUGCUAGAAAGAAGGAGGAAGAGAGAGGGAGGCUGUAUUUUAAGAAAUCCUCCUUUCAUCCCUUCUUUCCUUUGUUCUUACCUUUUAUUUAUCCUCCCCUCCCCCCUUUUUUGUUUAGUUGUGUUGUAACAGGAGACCGUUCAAUUUUGCCACGCUCCUUUUUUUUUAAGUUCCCCCUUUCUUUUUUUUUAACCCCCCCUCCCAAUUUCUUUUCGUGUUCUGGGAGUGGAAAAAAGAAGCUUUGAUUUUUUUAAAAAAAAAUCCUCCAUUUUUAAAAAUCUUCUGUUUGCAACUGUCCGCAAUUUAGGUUUUGGGUGUUGUCUUGAGACCUACCCAUUUGAUUUUUUUUUUUAAUUGGGAGACCAUACAGUAUUACCUUUUUUAAAAAACUGAAGCGAAAAAAGCAGAACGUUCCAUAUGCUCCAGUUACAACUCUGAGCAGGAUAUUUGAGACUGACUUGCAUUUCUGUAUGUACCACUCACUUCCAAUCUUGAAUCUGCAAACAUAACCAAUUAAAAGACGGCAACUCCAAACUAACAUGGCAGUCAGACUGUGUGAUGUGGCUUCUCUGCUUAGAAGUGGUUCGUGGGCAGCAGAGCCUUGGACUGGGCAGGUAAUUGCUGCCAUGGAAACACAACUGUCUAAUGGGCCAACUUGCAAUAACACAGCCAAUGGCCCUACUACCAUAAACAACAACUGCUCAUCACCAGUUGAUUCUGGGAACACGGAGGACAGCAAAACCAAUUUAAUAGUCAACUAUCUCCCUCAGAAUAUGACACAAGAAGAGCUCAAAAGUCUGUUUGGGAGCAUUGGUGAAAUAGAAUCCUGCAAACUUGUAAGGGACAAAAUCACAGGAGAAGGAGAGGCAGAACCUGGCGGUGGAGUCAAGAGAGGAAUCAGUCUGGAGCUGUUAUGUUUCCACAAGCGAAGACAGAGUUUGGGAUAUGGAUUUGUGAAUUACAUUGACCCUAAGGAUGCUGAAAAGGCAAUCAAUACUCUGAAUGGAUUGAGACUUCAAACCAAAACUAUAAAAGUUUCUUAUGCACGGCCAAGCUCAGCUUCUAUUAGAGAUGCAAACUUGUACGUCAGCGGUCUCCCCAAAACUAUGACUCAGAAAGAACUAGAACAGCUGUUUUCCCAAUAUGGACGUAUUAUUACUUCCCGCAUUCUUGUUGACCAAGUCACUGGAGUUUCAAGGGGUGUGGGGUUUAUCCGGUUUGACAAGCGGAUUGAAGCUGAAGAAGCCAUCAAGGGUUUGAAUGGGCAGAAACCUCCCGGGGCCACGGAACCCAUCACCGUAAAGUUUGCCAACAAUCCAAGCCAAAAAACAAAUCAGGCCAUCCUCUCCCAGCUGUACCAAUCUCCAAAUAGGAGGUAUCCAGGACCCCUCGCUCAGCAGGCUCAACGUUUUAGGUUGGACAAUCUGCUCAAUAUGGCUUACGGAGUAAAGAGCAGGUUUUCUCCAAUGACCAUUGACGGAAUGACCAGUUUGGCUGGGAUAAAUAUCCCAGGACAUGCGGGAACCGGAUGGUGCAUUUUUGUGUACAAUUUAGCUCCUGAUGCAGAUGAGAGCAUCCUGUGGCAAAUGUUCGGACCCUUCGGAGCCGUGACAAAUGUGAAGGUUAUCCGCGACUUCAACACAAACAAGUGCAAAGGUUUUGGAUUUGUGACUAUGACAAACUAUGACGAAGCCGCCAUGGCAAUAGCCAGCCUGAAUGGAUACCGCCUUGGAGACAGAGUCUUGCAGGUUUCCUUUAAAACAAACAAAACGCACAAAGCCUAAUGAGGUGUCCUCAGCCCAAUUUAUAUUUGAAAACUAUUCGACAAAGGCAAGUUAAAAGAAACUUUAUACAUUAGUAAAUGUCUUUGUAAGUCAGUGUUGAGAUGGGGGAAUAACAGACUAGCAUCCUAAGAAAUAUUGCGAGAUUUUUUAUUGCUAGUAUUUGAAUUAAACUUCUUAAAUAUCUUAUGUUUGAAUAUGGACAAGAGGUACAGGGUUUUUACCUGUCACAAUGCAUUCUAUUGCCUUCUUUGAAGAAGGUGGACCUUUUAAAAAAUGUUUGAGCUAAGGGAAGAAAUUUUCUUUUACACGACUGCCUUGAACCUGUGAGUAGAUAUUGAGGCUUUGUGUUAAAAUUCCUGAGUUAGUUAACCUUAUGUUGUGUUUGAGUUACACUUUAAUGCCUUGCUGUUUAGUCUGUUCAAGAAGUGUUUUGAAGUUUACAUUUUUAUUUAUAAAGUUUAAGAAUAUUUAUUUUGUAAUUAUGAUUUGGGUUGGGGAAGGGGGGUGGUGCAUUAUAAAAGCCUAUUGUAAGAUUAAUGGAGAACUUUUCGUAAAGCUGUACCUUGCCAAAGAGAUAAGAGCCUCUUUGAUGUGGGUUUAAAAAAAAAAAACAAAGCAUCUAUUUUUAUAAAAAAGAGAAAAUUUGGAGAAACUUUUUACAGGUCCUGGAACAAAUAUUUUGACUUGAAUACUUUGAGAAAUCUCUUCAUAUGACACCUAGUGAGCUUUUAAAACUUACCAGGAAAUUUGCAGUGGUUGGGGGAAAACACUUUAGAGCGGUUUAUGAUGUAGAAAUUCUUUAAGAGAUCUUUGUUACUCAAGAAAUGGAAUCACUGGGAGAAAGCACUGCUGGUUUUGGUUUUAUAAUCGUUGGUGCAAUCUCUGAACAUCCUGGUUACUAUGUGAUAGAUGGCUCACAUUAAACUUGUGAUUUUGAAACAGAAGAAAAUUUAAAAGUAUAUAAGAGCAGGCAAGAAAUUUAAAUUAACUGAGAUGGGGGAAAAAUCUGUUCUUCCUAUAGAAUUCCCUUCAGAUAGAGCUCAUGGUGUUUAGUGAUGUACUUGCAGUAUUGUUUGAAGAAUUGUUUUGUCUUAAAGAAAAAAAAAAAAGAUGUUUGCACAUGGUUUGCAUAGUGGCAGACCAGGAAGAAACAGUCUUGCAUUGGAUAUAUUUGAAGGUAUUUUGAAAGUUACGUUCAAGGCUAACACCUGAGCUUUGUGUAAUGUAAAUAAGAUCUUUUGUUGAUGAACCUCUUUUCAGCUAAAUACUUCGAGUUUUCUUCUGGUUUUUUAUUUUCUUUACUUAACAUGCCAAGUGAUGUUCAAAUGUUUUUGUAUUUUUUUUUCUUUGUAAAUGGCAUUAAGAUUGUUACUUGAGGUCUGCUUAUUCAUUUUUGUUGUCCUGAGGACUUGAAUUUACAGUGGAUCAGAUACGUUGCAAAUUUUGUCUGUAGAUAGUCUAGCUUCAGCUGUUUAUGGUGAUGCUACUUUUUUGUUUAUAAAUAUGUUUGUGGUAAAAAAAUGAGUAUAACCAUAGGUUUUGAACAAAUUCCUUACAUUUUUCAUACCAGAAUCAUAAAUACCUGUAUGCUAUUGAAAUUUAACUUUGUAUGAUGCUUAAAAUCACUUAUUUGGGGAAAUAAUAAAGUCUUUACCAUGUAUGGAAGAAAUUUAAGGUCAAAAAAGUACAAAUAUUUUCUGAUUAGCAUCUAGCUUAUAAUAAAUUUUUAAAAAGCUGAAGGCUGCUGUGCCUUCACCGGGAUGCCCUGACAACUAUAUAGUUACGUCCUGCUUUUUGUAUAAACUGAGAUGCUCACAUGCUUCCCCUUAGAACAAGCAAUGUGCUAUGCAUAACAUACUUGUACAUGAUCUUUGCAGUUGCUUUUUUUGAUUAUUUCUUUUUUUAAAAAAAUCGUAGUUAUAAAUUUUCAGUAUAGUACAAUACAUAAUACUGUUGGAAGAAGAGUGCUAAAGUGAAAGCGACUGUUCAUGCUAGACCCCAUUCAAUGCUGUUCAAAUUGAUUGACUUUCUGAAAGACGUUCACUUGAGGUGCGUUGAGCAAUUGUUCUGUACUAACACAAACACUCUGCUUUGGAAAAGAACAAUAGUAAUAAUAAUAACAAUAAAGAGAUCCAUUGUGGGGAGGGGAAAACAUAGCUAUACUCUCUGCUACUAUAUUCUAGGGUAGCAAGAACAAAAGGCAUUGGGGAGAAGGCAUGUCUAUCAGGUUUCACUUUACACUGUUUAACAGAGCACUUAAUAAAAUGUAAGGCUGGUAUUUAUUUGAAGUUGUACAGUAUGACUUAAUUCACAUCUGUUGGAGUAGAAAAAUAUAUUCUGUUGAGUAUUUAAAAGAGGCUGUACAUGUUUUCUUUUGUGUUUGGAUCCUUUGUACUUUUUCAUGUUCAGUACAUCAAUAAACAAAAGUUGAAGGGAAAGAA
Crotalus tigris (Tiger rattlesnake) is the source of this 4418-nucleotide messenger RNA. RefSeq names its product ELAV like RNA binding protein 2 (gene ELAVL2). The coding region runs from base 733 to 1977 and encodes 414 amino acids. The transcript has 10 exons. The record is from RefSeq and is a predicted model, not a curated record. Gene Ontology annotation, molecular function: RNA binding. Gene Ontology annotation, cellular component: ribonucleoprotein complex. Lineage: Eukaryota; Metazoa; Chordata; Lepidosauria; Squamata; Viperidae.